CGUUCCAACUUCCGUUUUCUCCACAUGGUAAAUUUGUCACCAAAAUAAACGAUGGCAAAUUCUUUUGGAGACGACUUGUUUGAUGUUUUUGAUGAAAAAUCAGAUUCAAACCCUGCUAAGCAAAUCGAAGAAAAAGAUGCUUCUUCCACCGAGAGCUUAAGCGACGAGAAAAGAGCUGAAGACCUCCUUCGACAGAUUGUCGGGAAAACUAAGAGAGCAGCAGGGACUGAAUUUGAAUCCCAGGAGUCGAAGAAGCAAAAAACAGAAGAUGGUACUGGUGAUGCCAACACAGAAGUCCUGCCUCGAAUCCAAGUACACAGAGUGGAAACAGUGGAGGCCUGUUUGCAUGAGGUGGCUGUGCCUCCCGAUGAAGAGUUUGUGCCUCUCAAACCCUCGCAGAAGAAAUCUGCUAAAGACUUCCCCUUCAUCCUAGAUCCGUUUCAGAAGGAGGCAAUUCUCUGUCUGGAGAACAACCAGUCAGUGCUGGUGUCCGCUCACACGUCAGCGGGAAAGACCGUCGUAGCUGUGUACGCUAUUGCCAUGUCACUACAAGUGAAGCAGAGAGUCAUCUACACAACCCCCAUCAAGGCUCUGAGUAAUCAGAAAUACAGAGAGCUGUUUGAGGAGUUCCAGGACGUGGGCCUGAUGACGGGAGACGUCACCAUCAACCCCACCGCCAGCUGCCUCGUCAUGACCACAGAGAUUUUGAGAAGCAUGUUGUAUCGUGGAUCGGAGGUGAUGAGAGAGGUGGCCUGGGUUAUAUUUGAUGAGAUCCAUUACAUGAGAGACAAAGAGAGGGGCGUGGUUUGGGAAGAAACCAUCAUCUUGCUGCCCGACAACGUGCACUACGUGUUCCUCUCCGCAACCAUCCCCAACGCCCGCCAGUUUGCUGAGUGGAUCUGUCACUUACACAAACAGCCGUGCCAUGUCGUGUACACCGACUUCCGCCCCAUCCCCCUCCAGCACUACAUCUUCCCUGCGGGCGGAGACGGACUCCACCUGGUGGUGGAUGAAAACGGGGAUUUUCGGGAGGAGAACUUCAACACUGCGAUGGGUGUAUUGAAGGACGCAGGUGAUGCUUCCAAGGGAGAUCAGCGGGGUCGUAAAGGUGGCUCCAAGAGUCACGAGUCCAACUGCUUCAAGAUCGUCAAGAUGAUCAUGGAGAGAAGCUUUGCCCCAGUGAUUGUGUUCAGCUUCAGCCGGAAGGACUGUGAAGGAUAUGCGAUGCAAAUGGCCAAACUAGACUUCAACACAGAAGAAGAGAAGGGCUUGGUAGAAGAAGUGUUUAACAAUGCUAUAGAUUCACUGUCUGAUGAGGACAAGAAACUACCACAGGUGGAGAAUGUGCUGCCACUUCUGAAGAAAGGUGUUGGGAUCCAUCACUCGGGGCUGCUUCCCCUGCUGAAAGAAACCAUUGAAAUUCUCUUCUCAGAAGGCCUCAUCAAGGCAUUAUUUGCCACGGAGACAUUCGCCAUGGGCUUAAACAUGCCGGCUAGGACUGUGCUGUUCACGGCCGCCAGGAAGUUUGAUGGCAAGGACUUCAGAUGGGUAACGUCUGGUGAGUACAUCCAGAUGAGUGGUCGGGCUGGACGUCGUGGGUUGGACGAGAGAGGAAUUGUCAUCCUGAUGGUGGACGAGAAGAUGAGUCCAGCUGUUGGCAAGACACUGCUCAGGGGCCUGCCCGACCCCCUGAACAGUGCCUUCCACCUCACCUACAACAUGGUGCUCAACCUGCUGCGUGUGGAGGAGAUCAACCCCGAGUACAUGCUGGAGCGAUCCUUCUACCAGUUCCAGAACUACGCCGCCAUCCCCGACCUCGUGGAGAAGCUGCGUCAGAAGGAGGAGGACUACAGGUCCAUGAAGAUCCAGAAUGAGGACCAGGUGGCCUCAUACUUCAAGAUCCGACAGCAGCUGGACAACCUGGGCCACGACAUGAUGCACUUCAUACAGAAACCUGCCUACCUGCUUCCCUUCCUGCAGCCUGGCAGACUCGUCAAGGUGAAGAACAAAGAAGAUGAUUUUGGCUGGGGUGUUGUCAUCAACUUCCAGAAGAAGAUGGACCAGAGCAAGGCGACCGAUGACACAGGACCUCUCUACAUAGCUGAAGUAUUGAUGUAUAUAACCAAGGAAAGUGCAAAAUCUCGUAAAACAACGGACAUAAAGCCUUGUCCCAAAGGCCAACGCGGGGAAAUGCAGGUUGUACCGGUGUUGACGACGCUGAUCGAGGGAAUCAGUGCGAUAAGACUGUACGUCCCACAGGACCUCAAGAGUAACGACAAGAGGCAGAGUGUCUACAAGUCUCUCCAGGAGGUGGAGAAGCGCUUCCCUGAUGGCUUACCUCCCCUUGACCCUAUAGAGGAUAUGGGCAUCAAGGACAAGAAGCUACAGGAAAUCAUCAAGAAAACCGAAGCCUUUGAACAUCGUUUAUACUCUCAUCCACUCCAUAAGGAUGCCCAGUUAGAGGAGCUGUAUUCCUUGUAUGACAGGAAGUCUCGGCUCGGUAACGAGGUGAAGGCCAUCAAAUCUGAGCUGAAGAAGAAGAAGUCCCUGCUGCAGAUGGACGAACUCAAGUGUCGGAAACGCGUUCUCCGGAGAAUGGGGUAUGCAACCAGCUCUGACGUCAUCGAGAUCAAAGGCCGGGUGGCGUGUGAGAUUAGCAGUGCGGACGAGCUGCUGCUGACAGAGCUGUUGUUUAAUGGUGUCUUCAACAACCUGACCGAGCAGCAGUCCUGUGCCCUCCUCAGCUGCUUCGUGUUCCAGGAGAACUCCAACGAGAUGCCCAAACUGACCGAGGAGCUCUCCGGGCCGCUGCGUAUCAUGCAGGACACCGCUCGGCGUAUCGCCCGGGUCAGUCGGGAGGCCAAGCUGGAGCACCUGGAGGAGGAGGCUUACGCCGAGGCAUUCCGCCCUCACAUGAUGGACGUUGUCAACGCUUGGUGUAACGGAUCAACAUUUGCCCAGUUGUGUAAAAUGACCGACAUCUUUGAAGGUAGUAUAAUCAGGUGUAUGCGGAGGCUGGAGGAACUACUCAGACAGAUGGUGCAGGCAGCUAAAGCCAUCGGAAACACGGAGCUUGAAAACAAGUUCUCAGAAGCGAUCAGGAGAAUCAAGAGGGAUAUUGUAUUUGCUGCUAGUCUGUACUUAUAGUAGCAAGUGCUUGCUGUCGGACACACCAAGCAGCCCACAAGCUCCUCACAGGGAUUGCCUGUUCCUGGAUCUCUCUAUACCAUCAGGGCCACUAGUCAAAACUCCCCACUCUGCUAAGUGCCACAACCAUGCAUGGAGUUGACCAUGCCACGGACCGAUUGUUGUGUUUACAAACAAGUGAUGGCUGUCAUGAUGCCAAAUAUUCUUCAACCAGCUAAAUUAUUUUCUUUGUUUUUCAUUUUGAAUUUUGAAUUCUUACAGUAAGAAUGUAAGGGAAGUUUGGUGGGUUUUUUUUCCGUUAGUGUACAAUCUCAAACCAAUCUGAUUAAACAAACAACAUGAAUUCAUCUGGGAAAUAGUGAGCCAGGCAUAAACCUUUUCAAAAUUCACUUUGAUGUCUUUCCCAAAGACAUACACAAAAUUAUACAUGUCAAUACAUGUGAGGUUAGAAAUUGUUUAAGAUUAUUGUAUAGGCUGCUUUCUGUUAGUGGCAGCGAUAAUAGCGAUGAUACCGGGAGGGUAAUAAUGCACUAGGGUGGAGCUUAAGGAGCCCCACUGUGAGGGGAGGUAACUCUUGUGUUACCAUGGAAAGACGGGACAGUGUUUAUUGUGUUCAUUGGUCUGUGAGUGGCGUUCUGGACAGUGGCGUUCCGGACAGUGGCGUUCCGGACAGUGGCGUUCCUGACAGUGGCGUUCCGGACAGUGGCACGGUAGUCUUGGAUUCAUGAGAUGGCAGAGAUUCUCAUACGUGGAAAUAUACCUGUAUGAGAUGCUUUCUAAGAUGAAGGGGAUAUUGAGAGUAUCCAGAAUUGAAAUAAUAAUUGGCUGUCUUGUGACAUUGUAAUGUAAACGAUGUAGUUCUUUUGUAGACCUUGUGAAAAGAAAUGUCAAAGAAUUCAGUGUUGUAAUUUGAAAAUAAGUACAUUGUCUAGCAUUGUGACAACAAAAAUCUAUUUGAUAAAUAGUGAUUUGUUAGCAUGCUACUAAUAGUUCUACUCUUGGUUAGUAUAUUACAUGCAGAAAUGUAAGCAUUGUGUUGGAGCUUGCCAGCUGGAGGGACACAUGGCAUGUACACGUUCAGCUUAAAACUUCCUGUUCAUAUGUAAAUGUCAUGUUCAUUUCACUCAGACAAAUGAUUCACCGUACACUGUUGUGUACAUCCUUGUAAAUAAUGUAAAUACAUUAUUCUGUAAAAAAUGUCAAUAAAUCGGAAUCAGACUGA
Molecule: messenger RNA, 4369 nt
Organism: Haliotis rufescens (red abalone)
Lineage: Eukaryota; Metazoa; Mollusca; Gastropoda; Lepetellida; Haliotidae
Product: exosome RNA helicase MTR4-like
Exons: 26
Coding region: 52-3147 (1031 amino acids)
Biological process (GO): maturation of 5.8S rRNA; RNA catabolic process
Cellular component (GO): nucleus
Molecular function (GO): RNA binding; ATP binding; RNA helicase activity
Source: RefSeq, a predicted model, not a curated record